Molecule: messenger RNA, 1722 nt
Organism: Penicillium malachiteum
Lineage: Eukaryota; Fungi; Ascomycota; Eurotiomycetes; Eurotiales; Aspergillaceae
Product: zinc-coordinating transcription factor SFP1
Exons: 3
Coding region: 1-1722 (573 amino acids)
Cellular component (GO): nucleus
Source: RefSeq, a predicted model, not a curated record
AUGACUGGCGCUGCUCCGAUAGACAUCGCCACGCGACAGUCGACCUCGGUCUCACCGCCGGGGCAGCAGGCCUCAAAUCUGACGUCGGCGCUGCAGAAAGCCGGCAAUGGCGAACGCACCGGGAGUAUAUCGCAUCACCCGAGUGGAGGUCUCGGGGUGUUCAAGGCCCCGCCGCCUCGUAAAGAUUCAAUCGGUGCCGCUUCAGCACAAUGGGGAAAUGGAACCAAGCCUAUCUCAAUGUCCGGAUCAGCUCGCGAUAAAGGUCGUCGGGAAUCUCUGGCAGGUAGCUUAGUAGGUGGUAUGAGUUGGGGCGGUGUUUCGGUUGGAAGCUGGAUUCGUGAUGACAUCAUCAUGACUGGCACGUCCCCCUUCGCUUUCCAGUCUCCUUCCUUCCACUCGUCCUCAUAUCUCCCGAAGCUGGAAGCUAACUUCAUGCGGGACUUCUCUUGCUGCGGUGUCACGUUACCGACACUUCAUGACCUAUUACAACACUACGAAGAAGCCCAUGCGACGAAAUCGCCCAACCAAGGUCAUCGUCCGAGCCAGGGUGAGAAUCGAGCUGCCUUGGCAGCAGCCGCGAUCGCACAACAACAGAACCAGCAACAUGGCAACCAAGGGCGUGGCCUGCAGCCCGAUCGUACCCUAGAUAUGCAGCGCAAGCUGGGCCAGAACCCCAUUACAUCCCAGCACAUUGAUCUAGACACAAUCGAUGACAUGGAGUUGGACGAGCCUAUGGGAGAUGACGAUGACACCAUGUCACAGCUCUUCUCUCCUCAGUUACGCGAAAGUGGUCAAGGUGGAUUUGGCAAUCCCAACCAGGGCCCGCAGUUAAAUCUGGGUAUGCUUCCAAGCCACCAGGGUUUCAACACACCCUCUCAACCUGGUACUCCGAUCGGUUCUGGACGCCCUCUUUCCCUGCAGAAUAACCCCACUGUUUCUUCCGUCAAUACUCCCACUUUAAUGGCCAAUCCUCUUCAGACCUCCCAGUUCCGAAAUACCCCGGAUUCGUCAGCACCUGGAACACCAGUGGAAAUCGAUGAGAGCGUGGUAGGUGGGUUCGGAGAUUUGACUAUGCAAAAUAACGCCAUGGGCCAAAACCAGGGCCAAUUCGGACGCUUCCUCGGCGGCAACAAUGAUAUGGUUGAUCUGUGCAUCGAUGAGCCAGCUAAGCGCUUGUUCAGCCCCACAGGCGGUAUGGGAUCAACGAAUGCUCAUUUCAAAUUGAGCGGAGCUCAAUACGGUCCUAAUAGCGAUAUUGCGCGACGGAUCCGUGAGCAACAACUUCUGGCUGGGGUACCUGAUACUACCUCGAUUCUUCCCAACGAAGAGCCUAAACCGUUCCGAUGCCCUGUCAUCGGCUGUGAGAAAGCAUACAAGAACCAGAACGGACUCAAAUAUCACAAAGCUCACGGUCAUAAUAAUCAACAACUUCAUGACAACGCCGAUGGCACAUUCUCAAUUGUCAAUCCCGAAACAUCAGCACCUUACCCUGGCACCCUUGGUAUGGAGAAGGAGAAGCCAUAUCGUUGUGAAGUUUGUGGCAAACGCUACAAGAACCUUAACGGUCUUAAAUAUCACAAAUCCCAUUCGCCGCCCUGUAACCCCGAUUUCCAGCUUGCAGCAGGUCGCAAUCUGAACCUCGGCGGCGGUGUCAUGCAGGGACAGAACAUUAAUGUUGCCGGAGCUGGCCUCCCCGGAAUUGGCGAAGAAGGUCUUCUUUGA